Messenger RNA from Notothenia coriiceps (black rockcod), 2666 nucleotides. RefSeq names its product E3 ubiquitin-protein ligase MARCH7-like. NCBI's taxonomy places the organism in Eukaryota, Metazoa, Chordata, Actinopteri, Perciformes, Nototheniidae. The transcript is spliced from 4 exons. The record is from RefSeq and is a predicted model, not a curated record. The annotation marks the transcript as partial.
AAAAUGUACCGGUGCAUGAAAAACGAUGUUUUUGCCUGCUGUGUCUCGCCUUUAACAAACAAUUUAUGCUGCUCGUAUCGCUGACAGCCGGGCCGACCCGGCACCGCCUUUUUUCUUCUUUUUUUUAAGCGGCCCCCCUCCCCACUUUUGGCAGCACCCCCUGAGCAAAAUGACUUCCCGCGGCUAUGCGCGUUGGAAACCGUUUUUGAAGCUUUCGAAGCUGUAGUGUGGACGGGCCGUUAGAGUAAGCUCUUUUCUCACAGGUUCCCUCAGGAACAUGUUACAGCAGCUAUACAGCAUCUCAGAGGUGUAACAGCAGACACUUUGGAGGUCUAUUUAUAGGGCACCCUAGAUUCCUUGGCACACGUUGUGAGUAUUUUAGUCCUGCUGCUUGUCAAGGCCCAUCUCAAAAGAUAGUGUUACUGUUGGCCUGGGCCAGGUCUAGUUCCUGCUCUUUCUAGAAUAUUCUAGGCUAGUUGCUAAGACCCAGCCAACUGCUCACUGUCCGAUCAGCAUGUCCCCCCCUCUCGUUUCCUUUUUCUCUCAGGCUGUACUAUAUGACUAAUUGAAAAUUAGCCAGAAUAAUAAUAAAAUAAUCCUUGCUCUUUGAUGUUCUGCAGUUGCAGGAUUAUGAAGUAAUCCUUCAGGGCUUUUCCUGGAAACAAGCGGCCAUUUUUACAUUCAGUGUUUCUUGCCAGCACACCAAACUGUGGAAUACAUAUCCUUCCUCAUUGAACAUUUCAAAACCCAAUCUUCUGAAUGAUUAAUAACCUAAUUCCUGCGUCCAGGUUAGCAUCAGCUUGCAGUCGUCUUCUUUCUCAACCUUUGCUGUGAAACGUUUACAAGAUGCGAUGGGAAGCAAUUUUACAAGUUAACAAUCAGAAUGUUGUUCCAUAGCAACUACUAAAGUACAAGAGAAGUUAACCCUUUUUUGUAUUGCAUAUGUGCCCAUGUGUGAGUACCUACUAAUGCUACAUGUUUUACUUUCUCUCCUUUUUAAAGAGUUCUCGCCUCCUGAGCUCCUCCAGAGACUACAGCAGCUCUGACAGUCGCUCCAGCAGCUGGAAGUUACCCUCCUCUCUGACGUCCUCCAGCAGAUCUUAUGAGCGCCCCUGGGCUGAAUCCUCUCUCAGCAGCAGGAGCAAACUGACUGAUCCUGAGCCCAGGUUGGGGAUGCGCUCCAGUCUGUUGAACGUCACUGAUGAUGGCGAUUCUAAAAGGGCAAAACUGUCGUACAGCAACAGAGGACUGUACACGAGAACUCCCAGCACCUCCGUUACAGGAUCCACUUAUUCCAGCACUGGGCUCAGCAGUGGGAGAGAGAAGGACACUUAUGAUUCAUCGUGGAGCUCGUGCCGUUUACUCUCACGGUCUUCCUCCUCCAAUCCCCUGUCCAGGAGAGAGCUAGAGACCAAGAAUGACCCCGUUCUCUCAAGUUUGGCGGAAAGAAGGAACAGGACCUCUGGAUUGACUUCCUCAUCGUAUCAAACAGACAGGAUGACCUCCACAUAUGCGCAGGGAGCUCGGCCUAAAGAGUCUACCUACACCCCCUCCUUCUCUUCCUCCUCCUACUCUUCCUCAGCUCGAGAAAGCACCCUGAAUAGCCACCUCUCAGCCUCCUCCCCCUACCGAUCUUCCCCUCUGUUGCGCGAAAGCACCAGAACCCCUUCCCGCUUCUUGAGCAGCUCAUCCACCCUCCGCUCAUCUCAAGAACCAACAAGAAACCCUGUCCCCUCCUCGAACACCACCUCCACCUCCUACUCCUCACACACCUCCAGGUUCACGACCCACCUGCCCAGACCAGAGGCCCCGCUCCCUGCCAGGCCGGUCCCGCUCCCUGCCAGACCGGCCCCUGAAGGUGUAGAGUCAGACAGCCGCAGCUCCACCCGACGCCUUCUGUCCCGCCUCUUUUCACGCCGCUCCAGCCAGGACUCUUCCAGCGGUUCCUCCAGUGUCCGCUCACUCGACGAUGACAGCCCGCCCACAGGUGGAGAGUCUGUGGACAGUGAGGAGGGGCCCAGGGUGUCCAGCGUGGAGCCUGCAGCUGGAGGCUCAGAGGGGGGCUUGGGGAGAAACCGCAGAGCAGACCUCGCCCCGAUCCAGGAAAACAACGAUCGCAGGGAACAGGCUCCGUCCAGAACGACGCAGUGGAGAGAGCCUGGUGUGGGCAGUAGUAACACCAGCAGCAGCGGGGGGGGAGGCAGCAGUUACUCCUGGCUCUCCUCCUCCCUCCGCGGCCGCUGCCCUCCCCUCAUCUCCCGCCUUAGGAGACAUACUCUGGGGCAAAAUGCUCACUCUGCUGCUGGCUCGGAAGAAGGCUACAGCCGUCCGCAGCACCUACUGAGAAGGUGGGACAAUCUUGAGCAUAAAGUAACACAGGAAGAUGAUGAUGAUGAGGAUGAAGAUGAUGAUGAGGAGGAGGAUGAAGAUGACGAGGAGGAGGAGGAGGAGGAUGAAGGAGCAGUUGGUUUGGAGGCCUUUAAUGCAGGUCGUCCCUGCAGACUCCAGGGUGAAACGUUACCUGAACUCGAGGACACAGCAGUCGAUGUUCCCCUACACCGCAGAGCGUACGACAACAUCUCGUCUCAUAUGGUAGCUCUGGGAGCUGAGAGCCAGAGGGAGAAACCCACCGCGGACCAGGAGAAGCUGCGAAAGAUCAAGGAGAG